Messenger RNA from Scleropages formosus (Asian bonytongue), 9939 nucleotides. RefSeq names its product ankyrin-1-like. Gene Ontology annotation, molecular function: protein binding. Bases 624 to 6710 code for a protein of 2028 amino acids. The transcript is spliced from 45 exons. The record is from RefSeq and is a predicted model, not a curated record. Gene Ontology annotation, biological process: signal transduction. NCBI's taxonomy places the organism in Eukaryota, Metazoa, Chordata, Actinopteri, Osteoglossiformes, Osteoglossidae.
GCAGUGCCUGAGCAUCUGAGCCGGAGACGGCAGGAGAGAGCAAGAGCGAGAGAGAGAGAGAGAGAGGGAGGGAGGGGAGCAGGGAGGGAGGGAGGCAGUGCAGUGUGUUAGCGGGUCCUGCACCCGUCUAGGUGGGUUUGCCCCCCACUCUAUGACUCCAGGGAUCACAUCCAUCGCAACAUGGAAGCCCAGGUAUAUGUGUAAGGACGUAGAUGAGCGGGCGAUGGACCCGUGCUGCCAGGACUUGCACACGCCAAGCGGGGCAAAGGGACAAUAAGGGGGACGGAAAGCCGGAGCUGCGAUCUGAGCAAGGUGUGGAGGUGGGGAGAGUGAGAGCAGAGCGAGAAGCAGUCUGUAAGCUGUCCACGAAAGCAGAGAGCUGAGCAGAAGACCUACAAGCGAGACAGACAGAGAGAGAGAGAGAGAGAGAGAGAGAGAGAGAGUGAGUGGGAGGGAGGGAACUCGGUGGCGGCGGUACCCCCCACUGAGGGCAGUCCUGACAUCGUUCACACCAGCAGAGGUGGUGGCGGAGCGGUCGAGCAAACUGCAGCGCUCGCUCACACAGGCACCUCUGUGCCACAGUUGGCGUCCGCAGUCCUCGCACCGGCAGCCAAGGGACCAGCAUGGCACAGGCGGCCAAACACCUGCGAAAGAAUAAGGACUUGGAGGCCCUUGCUGAGCAGGAGCGCAAGGAGAAGGAGAAGGAGAAGGAGGAGGAGAGGAGCAAGAAGAGGAACCGGUCGCGGGACAGAAAGCGCAAGGCCCAUGCGGUGCAUCGCUGGCUAAUCGAUCAGGACAGUAGUGUGAGCGCUGAGCCGCCGGACAGCCACGGCGUGUGGCACUAUGAUGAAACAGCUGAUGCUGCCACAAGCUUCCUCCGUGCCGCUCGCUCUGGCAACCUGGACAAGGCUCUGGACCACAUAAGAAAUGGUAUAGACAUCAACACAGCCAAUCAGAAUGGGCUCAAUGGGCUGCACCUGGCCUCCAAGGAGGGCCAUGUCAAGAUGGUGCUGGAGCUGCUGCACAACGGAAUUGUACUGGAGACCACGACCAAGAAGGGGAACACAGCUCUCCACAUCGCUUCCCUGGCUGGGCAGGAGCAGGUGGUCGCAGAGCUGGUGAACUAUGGUGCCAAUGUCAAUGCCCAGUCCCAGAAGGGCUUCACACCACUCUACAUGGCUGCCCAAGAGAACCACCUGGAGGUGGUCAAACUUUUGCUGGAGAACGGGGCCAACCAAAGUAUUCCCACUGAGGAUGGCUUCACUCCACUAGCCGUGGCCCUUCAGCAGGGCCAUGAGAACGUGGUGGCCCUGCUCAUUAACUACGGCACCAAGGGCAAGGUGCGCCUGCCAGCCCUCCACAUCGCAGCACGCAAUGAUGACACCCGCACAGCUGCAGUGCUGCUCCAGAACGACCCCAAUCCAGACGUCCUGAGCAAGACUGGUUUCACUCCUCUGCACAUCGCAGCUCACUAUGAGAACCUUAAUGUGGCACAGCUGCUACUCAACAGGGGGGCUAAUGUCAACUUCACCCCCAAGAACGGCAUUACACCAUUGCACAUUGCGGCAAGGAGGGGCAACGUGAUCAUGGUCAGACUUCUCCUGGACAGGGGGGCACAGAUAGAUGCUAAGACCAAGGACGAAUUGACCCCCUUGCACUGUGCAGCCAGGAAUGGCCAUGUGCGAGUUAUUGAGAUCCUGCUGGACCAUGGAGCUCCCCUGCAGGCCAAGACCAAGAAUGGCCUGUCUCCCAUCCACAUGGCGGCACAGGGCGAUCACAUGGACUGCGUGAGGCAGUUGCUGCAGUACAAUGCAGAGAUUGACGACAUCACGCUGGACCACCUGACCCCUCUGCAUGUUGCAGCACACUGCGGGCACCAUCGAAUGGCCAAAGUGCUGCUGGACAAGGGGGCCAAGCCCAAUGCCCGAGCACUGAAUGGAUUCACCCCCCUGCACAUUGCCUGUAAGAAGAACCACAUGCGUGUGAUGGAUCUCCUGCUUAAGCACUCAGCAUCCCUGGAGGCUGUGACAGAGUCAGGCUUGACCCCGCUCCAUGUGGCCUCCUUUAUGGGACACCUCAAUAUUGUCAAGAUCCUACUCCAGAAGGGCGCCUCCCCCAACGUAUCCAAUGUGAAAGUGGAGACCCCCCUCCACAUGGCAUCACGGGCAGGACAUUGCGAGGUGGCCCAGUUUCUCCUGCAGAACAAUGCACAAGUGGAUGCUAAGGCCAAGGAUGACCAGACACCCUUGCACUGCGCCUCUCGCAUGGGCCACAAGGAGCUGGUGAAGCUCCUGCUGGAGCACAAGGCCAACCCCAACUCCACUACAACAGCAGGACACACUCCCUUGCACAUUGCUGCUCGUGAGGGUCACGUCCAAACUGCACGCAUCCUCCUGGACAUGGAGGCUCAACAAACUAAGAUGACCAAGAAAGGAUUCACUCCCCUUCAUGUGGCAUCAAAAUAUGGCAAGGUGGACGUGGCAGAGCUGCUGCUGGAGAGAGCAGCAAACCCUAAUGCUGCAGGCAAGAACGGACCGACACCUCUUCAUGUGGCUGUCCACCACAACAACCUAGACGUGGUGAAACUCCUGGUUAGCAAAGGUGGCUCCCCACACAGUGCUGCAAGAAAUGGCUACACACCCCUGCACAUCGCAUCCAAGCAGAACCAGCUGGAGGUGGCCAGCUGCCUGCUGCAGCACGGGGCAUCGGCUAACACAGAGUCCCUACAAGGCAUCACGCCAUUGCAUCUAGCUGCACAGGAAGGCUGCCCCGACAUGGUUUCCCUACUUAUUUCCAAGCAGGCCAACGUCAACCUGGGAAACAAGAGUGGACUUACACCCCUGCACCUGGUGACCCAGGAGGGACACGUGGGCAUCGCGGACAUCCUGGUGAAGCAGGGUGCCUCAGUGUAUGCUGCGACUCGGAUGGGCUACACUCCACUUCAUAUGGCCUGUCACUAUGGCAACAUCAAGAUGGUAAAGUUCCUCCUGCAGCAUCAAGCUAACGUCAAUAGUAAGACAAGGGUGGGUUACACACCUUUGCAUCAAGCAGCCCAGCAGGGACACACAGACAUUGUUACCCUGCUCUUGAAGCAUGGUGCCCUUCCCAAUGAAACAACUACUAAUGGUAUCUCUGCCUUGGCAAUUGCCAAGCGGCUGGGUUAUAUCUCUGUCAUUGACGUACUGAAGCUGGUCACGGAGGAGACUGUGUCUACGACCAUGACUGAAAAACAUCGCAUGAGCUUUCCGGAGACAGUGGAUGAGAUCCUGGAUGUUUCUGAGGAUGAAGGACUUGCACAGCUAACGCUAGGCGAGGAGUUGAUGGGGGUUGACGGUGCUAAAUACCCCAAGAUGGAUGACCUCAAGGACCACGAUGAAGACUUCCUGUCCCCCAAGAAAUCCUUGGACUAUGAGGCUGCACUGGGCACAGGGAACUAUUCUCCUGCCAUUCCCAGAAUCCCUUGUGUUUCCCCAGAGACCGUUAUUUUAAAGGACAUGGAACAGCAUACCCCAGUGCCCCUGCCAAAGGAGUAUGAUGAGGACUCAUUAAUCCCCAGCAGCCCUGCCACUGAGACCUCUGAUAACGUCAGCCCCGUUGCCAGUCCCAUACACACGGGGUUCCUUGUAAGCUUCAUGGUGGACGCACGGGGAGGAUCCAUGCGAGGUAGCAGACACAACGGGUUACGUGUGAUCAUUCCACCCCGCACCUGUGCUGCUCCCACUCGUAUCACCUGCCGUCUGGUUAAGCCCCAGAAACUGACCACUCCUCCGCCACUGAUGGAGGGAGAGGGACUGGCUAGCCGCAUCAUUUCCCUGGGCCCCGCCAGCAUGCAAUUCUUGGGGCCAGUGAUUGUGGAAAUCCCUCACUUUGCGGCUCUUGGCCGAGGAGACCGGGAGCUCGUGGUCCUGCGCAGUGAAAACGGCUCUGUCUGGAAGGAACAUCGCAAUCGUUAUGGCGAUGAUGUGCUGGAGACUAUCCUCAAUGGAAUGGAUGAAGACUUAGAGAGCGAGGAGGAGCUGGGAAAGAAGCGAAUCCUCCGCAUCAUCUCCACCGACUUCCCCCUCUACUUUGCUGUGGUGUCUCGCGUCCAGCAGGAGAGUGAUCUGAUUGGCCCAGAGGGUGGUCAUCUGACCAGCAGACUCAUACCAUUGGUACAGGCCACCUUCCCCGAGACAGCGGUCACCAAGAGGGUCCGUCUGGGGCUGCAGGCGCAGCCGAUACCAGACGAGCUGGUUGCUAAGCUGCUGGGCAACCAGGCCACCUUCAGCCCUGUGGUGACAGUGGAGCCACGCAGACGCAAAUUCCACCGACCCAUCGGCCUUCGCAUCCCUUUGCCACCCUCAUGGAGGGACAGCCCACGAGACUCAGGGGAAGGAGACACCACGAGCCUCCGGCUGCUCUGCAGUGUCAUUGGUGGUACUGCCCCAGCUCAGUGGGAGGACAUCACUGGCACCACCAAGCUGGUGUACUCAAAUGACUGUGCUAGCUUCACCACCAAUGUCUCUGCACGUUUCUGGCUAGCGGACUGUCCCCGUACAGCAGAGGCAGUCACCUUCGCUAACCUGCUUUAUCGAGAGUUGUCAGCAGUCCCCUACAUGGCCAAGUUUGUGGUGUUCGCCAAGAUGAAUGAAAUGCGUGAGGGCCGUUUGCGAUGUUACUGUAUGACUGAUGACAAGAUGGACAAAACCCUGGAACAGCACGAGAACUUCACAGAGGUGGCGCGCAGCCGAGACAUCGAGGUGAUGGAAGGCAUGCCACUGCACUUGGAGUGCUCGGGAAAUCUGGUGCCUGUGCGGAAGGCCACCCAGCAACCACGCAGCUUCAGCUUCCAGGCUUUCAGGGACAACCGGCUGCCUGUCUCUGUUAAGGUGAGAGACAGCAGUAAAGAACCUUCCGGAUUCCUAUCCUUUUUACGCAAGCCUACCAAAUAUGAAGACAGCCAGCAGGUUCUGUGCAACCUUAACAUCACCAUGCCACCUUGCAUCAAGAUUGUGGGUACUGAAGACCGGAGACGAACUUUGACCCCACUUGCGCUAAGAGAGAGGUAUAGCGCAUUGAAUGAGCCAUCUCUAGCAACCAUGAGCGCUAUGGAACGGACAGAGUUAAAGAUGGCUUUAAUAUCAGAGCAGCUGGGCUUGAGCUGGGCAGAGCUGGCUCGGGAGCUGCAGUUCAGCGUGGACGACAUCAACAAGAUCCGUGUAGAGAACCCCAACUCUCUGCUGGAGCAGAGUUCAACAUUGCUUAACCUGUGGGCCACCCGGGAGGGCAAGAAGGCCAAAAUGGAGAGCCUCUAUGCAGCUUUGAGAAGCAUCGACCGCACUGAUAUUGUCAGCAUGCUUGAGGGCCAGGGUCCACAGCCCCGGCCUGGGAGCUGCGAAGUUGGGGGACGCAGACACGCGGAUCGUGACCACCUUCUUCCCAGCACCAUGACCAAUGGUUACGGUGUGGCACAGGAGGAGCUGCUUUCUCCUUCCUCCAUGCAGUACAGCUUGCCCUCCCCAGUCGGGGGGGAGCCCUAUUGGCAGGAGGUGUCCAGCAUGGAGUGCGCGCCCAUCGCCACCACCGAGGAGGACACGCUCAUGGAGAUGUCCGAGGUGCAGGUGUGGCCCUCGGGGGCCAGCCCCUCCCUGGUGGCCGUUGAGGACUCCUCACUUUCACUGGAGUGGAGCAAUGCCGACGAACUGGAAGGGGCACUGUCACUACCAUACGGGAGCCUGGGCCGGCCCAGCAGUGGGGCCAGUGGGGCCAGUGGAGGGGGGGGGCUCAGUGGCUCCAUGGAGCUGGUGGAGGACGACACAGAGCCAGGGGCGGACUCGGAGCACAGCAGCAUCGGGUUCAACCACAACGGGCUGGACGGAGGUCAGAGGUCGGAGGUCAGGAGGUCGGAGGUGGCGGCGGGCAGCAGCAUGACAGCUGGAACCGGAAUAGUGGCAGGAGAAGGAGAAGGAGUUGAAAGGCCGAGUUCAGAGGAAGGGCUCUCUCUCGUUGCAGGACAGCAGCGGGUGUAUGCCCGCCUGAGUGAAUCACCUGGACUCACACGGGUCACUGAGCGUAACGGAGACAGGUCUAGCAGCAGCUCCUUCCUGUCCUAUCUGCAGGAGCAGCCAACCCCAGGCUGGACCUCAGCCCUGGACUCUGCUCAGAACUGGACUGGAGGUGCAGCAGGGUCCAAGCUGAAGCAGGCCGAGUCGGCGAUGUCAUCAGUACGCAUCGGGGUGGGUGGAGACUCCAGCCAGUCCCGCGUUUCCCAGGAGUCCCUAUUGCAGCCAGUGCGGGACUUAGGGCACUCAGAAGUCCUGCACGGGCACUUCCGUGGCACACAGCCCUUUGAGAAGGGGCUGGGCUUUUCGCAUCGGGCACCAGAACUAAGGGCCUGGGAGGAAGCACGGCUGAGUGGGCAGGGAGAUGAGCUGGAGGAUAUCCCCGGAGAACAAGUGAGUGAGGAGCAGUUCACUGAUGAGCACGGGAACAUUGUCACCAAGAAGAUCGUGCGGAAGGUGGUUCGGAGGGGCAAGGGCCCUGGCGAGGAGGGUGGUCAGCCGGUGAGCGUGGAGGGCUUGACACAGGAACCUGCUGAACUGGAGCCCAACUCUGAGCAGUUCAUGAACUACGCCAUCCUGGGUCGGGACAGCAGCAAGCCCGAUGUUGUGGAUGUGAAGAAAGGUGCUCAGAUAGUGAAACGUGCCAGUCUGCGGAGGGUAAAGCAGUGAGGCAGACUGACUCUCCCUACAGGAGCUGAUCCCGAAUCCGAGACCUCCCUUCAUUGACACAUGACAGGCAGUGGGCAAGGAAGCAGGAGAAGACAAGGCGGCGAAAUGCGAGCACCAACUGGAAGCGAAAUAACAUGACAAAAUGGCUAAGACGGAUAAUGAUGAUGAUGUUGAUGUCAAAGACGGAAAGAAACAACAUCCAUAGUUUUCUUACCUUUUUAACACAAAAAAAAACAAGUAAAUAGGCUAGAGGCAUGAUUUCAUAUAAAACAGACAAACCGAGAAAAAAGCAACAAAAAUGUGCUUCCUGUUAUCUGUAUGAGCAUGACUGACUGCCGCAUGGCAUGUCUUAUAUACUGAUUGAAGGGGUAUUCAGGGAGGGGCGGGGUGGGACUAGGAGGGGGGACAGUGCCCAUACCAGGAUAUCAAUGGGCUGUGAGGUUUGGGAGAGGGGGUCAAAGAAUUUAUGGCCCUUUUUAGAAAAGGAAAACCCAGACAUUAACUAAACAGCCCUGUGACCCAAGUUAGAGCAUUCUAACACAGAACAACACUGGCAAUUUGCAACCCAGUAGUGUCCAGUGUCAUACCUCUGGCACACGUUGGCCCACAGAUCUGGUCGUUGUACAUAAUAUAUGCACUAAUUGCUACGUGAAUGUGUGUGUAUGUGUGCGUGUGUGUGUGUGUGUGUGUGUGUGUGUGUGUGUGUGUGUGUGUGUGUGUGUGUGUGUGUUUACGUUUGAAUGCUCCCCUAUGUGUUGAUGCUGCCGGCUUGGUAUUUUACUACUAUUUCCUAAUUUUCUUGUUUGGUUAAAUAUAUAUAACUAUAUAUCUUGAGACUGCUCAGUGUUGGUGUUAGGGGAAAAAAAAAACAUUUCUGUUGUCCUGCCUGUACUACUUUUUGUCAGUUUUUGUGUAUGUGUGUUGUUUUUUUUUUCUUAGAGCUGUUGUUGUUGUACCCCCACUCUGCUGUUCUCAUUUUGUCUUUGGGAUGUUACUGAGUUUUCAAGGUGUCUCACGGCUUCAAUGAGGGGUUAACAGAGUGUUUUGUGCCACCUCUCCCACCUUCCUGCCUUUGUUGGGUGGAUGUGUGUGUGUGUGUGUGCGUGCGCGCGUGCGUGUGUGCGUGUGUGUGUGUGUAUGAAUGUCUAGAGAGCCUUUUGGAGGGUGGUAUAGCUAACCCCCCACCCCUACAGUCCCAACUGUCUCACAGUGGGACACUUUGUCCCUGUCUGCACCGUCCUUUGGCUUGCGCUUCCCCACCCACUUGCAGAUGUAGCCAUCCUCUGUGCCAUUUGUGCAGCUGAGGACUCCGCUGUCUCUUUUCUCUCUCAUCUGCACACCUCUGUGAUCCAACGUGCUUCCUAUCGGCAGGCACACCCUGCUGCCUUACCCCAGCAGUGCAGCUGUAGCCUCCCUGUCUUCCAAAGCCGUAUCCGGACCCUGCAGUACCACCCUCCACCCCCGUCCCUGAGCUGCAGUGCUCUAUUGGACAGCCCGCCCCUUUCGCCCCUAUGGCACCGCUCCACCCAUGUACACCACUAGUCCGAGAUGGUUUGGAGCAGACCGGUGUCUACCAUGGACUGGGAAGAAGUUAGGAUGUGAGGUUUGACUCGGUGACCUUGACCUUGGAGCAGAGAUGGAAGGGGGGUCUCCAUAUUAAAUUUCAUCCAGCCACUUCCCCCGUUCUCGCUCAGGAGCGCAGCAAUGACAGAUAGCCACCAAGCACUGUGAUAACGGACUGUAAUACCGACCCCAUGACUGUGAAUCUCUUGCAUCCUCCACAAACAAGCCCAUGAACCGUCUCAUCAAAGAAGGCUACCAACAGAACAAGCAGCUGUCCAUGAGCGGUUUCUCAACCAGCUGAGUUUAAAGUUCCAGACUUACAUGCCCCAAGCUCCAUCCCCUUUUGCUGUGCCCCCUUUCCUCUUUCUCUCCCAUUUUUCUUCUGAAGGUUCAUACAUGCAAGGUUGGCACUUUGGUUCUUACAGCAAUAAUAUAGGGGUUGGCUGGAGUGUGCAGGUGUAUUUGUGUGUGUGAUUAUAUGUUUGUUUUGAACAGGGUGACUCACCACAGGGCUCACACACACACACACACACACACACACACACACACACACACACACACACACACACACACACACACACACACACACACACACACUUUGAGCUUCCAUUCUCAAGCCCUGGCCUUCAUGCUUCUUGAAGAUACCAUUUACUUUACACUCUCCAAAGGUGCACUCAUUCACUUCCCCCUGGGCACUGAAAUCCUGUGCACUUUCAGUUUUAUUCCACCUCAUUCAGGUCUGUUAUGUAUCCUAGCUUCAUUAUUUGCUUCUCCUUGUUUAAUUUUACCUAAUGUAGUUAAUGAAAUCAUGAGAGGAGAGACUUUUUUUUCAUAUGUAUCAUUUUAAGUCUAGUUUCCUCUGAGCUUUUCACUUCAUGUUUUGCGUCAUUAUUUUGUUGCUCAUACACACUUACUCAAAGCGAUUUACAGUUCGAGUGAUUUGCAGUCGACUAUUCACAGGGGUUGUGCUAUGAGAUCUGUGCAUCCCAUUGGCCACAGAGAUUGUGGACUGAAGUAUAUGCAGACCAGGAUGAGGAGCCAAGAAACUAAUAGCUCAGAAAACCAAAGUGGCUUUUAUAGGAGAUGUAAAAUGUAUAUGAGCCUUGAAAUGUAUAUAUACACUAUACAUUAAGAAAAUAAUUUUAGAACAAUCAGAUUGCAGCUUGUAGAAUGCAUUCUCAAAUCGAGAAAAAGAAGAAAUACUGAAGACUAUGCUGUGCUCGUGUAUCAGUGUGUAUUUGUUCUCCAACAGCUCAUGGGGGCAUUAACAAUGUCCCCCACAAAUAUGAAAAAACCUGAAAAGAUAUAUAGUGGCAAUAUGCCUACAGAAAAACAUGGCCUUUUUGAGUUUAGUCAGAUAGCUUUUUAUGAAAAAUGAAAAGUGCUAAAACAUUUUGUUUGUUAUAUAUCCUUAAAUGUUCUGUUUAACUGAGGUGGAGACAGAAAUCAUUGCAUUAAGCUGCAAUCAGUUUAUCAAUGAAUCAAUGGAAUCCCAACAAAGAAAUUUGUCUCUGCAGGAGUCAUUGGAGCUAUAACGCAACAGCAGGGUAAAUAAACUAUGCAUUAUCUAUCGGCUUCUAUUCCACUGACUGCAAAAUAAUACCUCUAACACAGAUCUCGUGUUUCAAAAUGUGUCUUAUAAAUAAAGAUAUAAGGCCAAUGCUGA